AAAUUUACCGAGGCGAAUUCUUGUUGUCCUUAUUGAUGGAAAUGAUUGACUGUUUUAGAGAUAACGCAUGUCCAAACAAAUUGAACUCGUCAUUGUCUGUCUGUCUGUUUGUUGGGAACAUUCAUCUCCGCGCGGAGCCCGAGAUCGCUGUCGGAGCCCCGCCAUCUUGACUAACAUCAUGUCCACUUGCACUGGCAAUGAAAUGAACUGAACAUCUACUUAUUCAUCACUUUUCUCUUCGUGUUUCAGUAUACCAUUGACAUUCAGCUUCAAUUAAAUCACAUGCAACAUGGCUGAAGCGGAGAGUGCACAAAAAAUUCAUGUCGCAGCUGAAGAGGCCCGGCGCCUCGUCAAAGACAUUCUUCAAGGCAACGGCGUGUCCCCUGACAAUGCGGCGAUAGUAGCACGUUGUCUCAUUGCUGCUGAUCUACGAGGCGUUGAUACACACGGCAUGAACCGAAUCCCUUCAUAUAUGGAGCGGAUUCGACAGGGUGUCCUGGAUGCCGGAGCACAGCCAGAGCUGAAGCAAGUGACGCCCGUCGUGGCCCAAGUCGAUGGACGCAAUGGCUUUGGCUUUGUAGCUGCUCACAUGGGCAUGGCGGCGGCCAUUGAGGCGGCAAAAGUCUACGGCAUUGGCUUAGCUAGCGUCAAGCACUCAAAUCACUUUGGCAUGAGUGCGUGGGUGGUGCAGCAGGCGUUGGACGCCGACAUGAUGAGCCUCGUCUUUACAAACUCGAGCCCCGCGCUGCCUGCGUGGGGCGGGCGGGAGAAGCUCAUGGGCGUGUCGCCGAUUGCGUGCGGUGCGCCAGGAAAGGGAGACAUGGAGAAUUUCAUCUUGGACAUGGCGCCGUCAGUGGCGGCACGGGGCAAGAUUUACAAGGCAAAGAGGAGAGGCGAGAAGAUCCCGCUGGAUUGGGCGUUGGAUGCGGAGGGCAGGCCGACGGACGACCCGGAGGCGGCGCUGGGCGGCGUGAUGCUGCCGAUGGGCGGGCCGAAGGGGUCGGCGCUGGCCAUCAUGAUGGAUGUCUUUUCGGGAGUAUUGUCUGGCUCUGCAUUUGCGGGACAUGUGACGAAUCCGUAUGACCCUUCGAAGCCGGCGGACGUGGGACACUUUCUUGUUGCUGUGAAGCCGGACCUGUUUAUGGACUUGGAUGAGUUCCGGGGCAGGAUGGAGUAUUUGUAUGGACGGGUGGUGGGAUCGCAGAAGGCGGCGGGGGUGGAGAGGAUUUAUUUCCCGGGGGAGAUUGAACAGUUGACGCAGAGGGAGAGGGAGAAGACGGGGAUUCCGUUGGUGAGGGCUGAGAUUGAUGCGUUGAAUGAGGAGGCGAGGAAGGUUGGGGCUGAGGGGUUGGCUGUGGAAUGAUGGGACGUAUUGGAGAUGUGAAUGUGAAGCUGAGAUU
Trichoderma harzianum CBS 226.95 is the source of this 1400-nucleotide messenger RNA. RefSeq lists its product as hypothetical. The transcript has a single exon. NCBI's taxonomy places the organism in Eukaryota, Fungi, Ascomycota, Sordariomycetes, Hypocreales, Hypocreaceae. The record is from RefSeq and is a predicted model, not a curated record. Gene Ontology annotation, molecular function: oxidoreductase activity. Bases 290 to 1363 code for a protein of 357 amino acids.